Messenger RNA from Marasmius oreades (fairy-ring Marasmius), 2163 nucleotides. RefSeq lists its product as uncharacterized. The transcript is spliced from 8 exons. The record is from RefSeq and is a predicted model, not a curated record. Lineage: Eukaryota; Fungi; Basidiomycota; Agaricomycetes; Agaricales; Marasmiaceae. Gene Ontology annotation, molecular function: ATP binding; protein kinase activity. Gene Ontology annotation, biological process: protein phosphorylation. The coding region runs from base 1 to 2163 and encodes 720 amino acids.
AUGAACUUCUUCACAAAACUCUAUGAACCAAGAAAACCAGCGAGUUUGGAUGAUCUACGCUGCAUCGUGAAAGGUGUGCUGGAGGAUGAACAACGGUCGAGAAAGCUUUUAGAGACUAAAGGAGAUGACGCGCAGUUAUGGCUUGAUGCGUUACAAGUGCUCGGCGAACUUCCUGAUGUUCCAUCAAAACUACGCUCCUCGAUACUCAAGAUGAUGCUUCGCCUUGCAAAGCGGUCAGGUUUGUGUCCACAGUGUCUCAUGAUCAAAAACGUGAAGAGGCUCGGAGAUUUCCCCGUUGGCGGCGGUGGUUUUGGGGAUGUAUGGAAGGGGAAAAUUGGGGAGCAGACGGUGUGUUUGAAGGUUGUGAAGGUUUAUUUGGUUUCCGAUGUACGGCAGCUGCUGACGGAAUACAUGCGGGAGGCGAUUGUCUGGCGACAGCUCAAACACCCCAAUCUCUUACCGUUCAUGGGGAUGUAUUAUCUGGACAAGACUAGAGAACAGCUGUGCUUGGUGUCCCCUUGGAUGGAACGAGGGAAUCUCGUGCGGUAUCUAAAGGAUACUCCAAGAGAACAGGUUGAUCACUAUUCCUUGGUGUAUGACGUUGCAUCAGGUUUAUCAUAUCUUCAUAGAAUGAAAAUCGUUCACGGGGACCUGAAAGGUGUCAAUAUUUUGGUCACCCCCGAUGAAAGAGCCUGUAUUGGAGAUUUCGGCCUUUCUCGAGUUGCCGACACCCAUGCACUCAGGUUGACUUCCUCGACCGCAACACAUUCCAAAGGAACGACGAGAUGGCUUUCACCCGAGAUUCUAAGCUCAGAUCCACCCUGUACAUCUUCAACAUUCAGUGAUAUCUAUGCUUUUGCUUGUGUGUGUUACGAGAUUUUCACGGGAAACGUACCUUUUCACGAACUCGUGGAUGGUGCAGUCAUUGUCGCUGUAUUGAUUCACAAGAAGUACCCACCACGUCCGAACUUGACCUCGGUAAACGACAGAAUAUGGAAGAUUAUGGUGGAUUGUUGGGAUAGUAACCCUCAGUUGCGACCGGCGGCUUCUGAGGUUCUCACACGCGUCGCUGGGUUCGUCAGCCUGAAGACAGGUGGCAGUAUUAACUCUGCUUCUGACUGGGACACCUUCAACCUCUCUCAGAUCUGGAAGAAUGUCAAAUAUCCUCUUCUCGACACAUCAGCACUUAUCCGACUUCAAAGUAACCUCGGAAGGUUUCCUGCCAUCGCUCAACCGACUGCUCUCCCUUCACAGGAGACCUUGAAACCGACGGUAGAGGUUGAAAGGGAUCAUGUGCGGGAGGUGUGGGCCAUGGCAUGCAUGAAGCUUGAGGCCGAACUGGAGGCCGCUCAGAUGAUUAUUGAAGGGAUGGAUGAAGCCCGACGACAAGCCGAGAUCAAUCUCACGUUGAUGGACCUCCAGUCUCGAGUUGAAGAUUGGAGGGGGUUCCCAUUAGAAACCUUUGGUCAACUUCUACUCCACGACACUCUGAUUGUCAUGAGCUCCAACCUCAUGAAAGAAUGUCGCGUUUUUCUCUUUGAGAAGGUCCUCUUUCUCUGCACGGAUCAUAAUCCAAUUCCUAUCCGUGUUCGUUCCCCCCUCAAUGUGGACGCUACGACAAGUAUUUCUUGGAAGAAUCGCUCACCGAUUGUGGUUAAUGGUCGUAUUGCCAUCGCUGCUGUAGAUAGGGCCGAAGUAAUUUCGACCACUCCGGCGCAAUGCGUUCUUGGUAUAUGGUGGAUAAACGACGGGAAGACGGAGCUCUUUACUCUUCAAUUCGAUCGGGAAGAUCAAAUGCGGGAAUGGGUGUCAACACUAAAUCGACUGAUCUGUCCAGACACCGACGCAGAGUCUCAAAUUUCACCCCAUUUCCCCUAUUCCACUGCAUCGAGCCAGUUACUAGACACCGAAGACAUGUUGAACGAUGGUGGAUGGAAGAGACCGUUGUCGGCCAUCGUUGAUUCUGGCACUUCUAGACGCUUCUCAUUCGACGUGAAGGGUGCAGUCCGUCGAUAUACUAGUCCCCUUUUCAACCGUUCUGCAUCAGCCAGUUACGAUCACCUUCCCAGACCCCAUAUGCUUGGGAGAGAUGCCCACUUUCGGCGUUUAUCUCGCACUACAUCCAAUCUCACUCGAGCGGGGAAGCGAGCAAGCCUACGAUAA